Molecule: messenger RNA, 1271 nt
Organism: Populus trichocarpa (black cottonwood)
Lineage: Eukaryota; Viridiplantae; Streptophyta; Magnoliopsida; Malpighiales; Salicaceae
Product: disease resistance protein RPV1-like
Exons: 3
Coding region: 257-1009 (250 amino acids)
Biological process (GO): signal transduction
Source: RefSeq, a predicted model, not a curated record
CCAAUAGUUAGGAAUUGUCUUCCCUUUUAGCUUUGGUAUCCAUUUUCCAUGGAAAAGAUCAUCUGGUGACGUUCUCGAUCUCUUGUUGGAAACAAGAAUCAGUGUUGUUUUUCUUCUAUGGUUUCUUGGCUGACUGAAACAUCAAACAAGAAAGUUGCUGCCGAACCCCUCUUACUGUCUUUCCUGUAUCCACUCUGUGAAAAAGAGAGCAUCAAUGAACUUUUAAUUUCAAGUGAUUUUCUGCACAAGCUAGUGAAUGUCGGAUAUGGCAUCGUCUUCUGCAACUGCUCAACAAUGGAAGUAUGAUGUAUUCCUCAGUUUUAGAGGCAAGGAUACUCGUGACAAUUUUACCAGCCAUCUCUAUGAUGCCUUAUGUCAUAAACAAAUCAAGACUUUCAUAGAUAAUGAUCUUGAAAGGGGUGAAGAAAUUGAACCUACACUGUUGAGAACAAUUGAAGAUUCAAGAAUUUCAGUAGUGAUAUUCUCAAAAAACUAUGCAUCUUCUCCGUGGUGUGUGGAUGAACUGGUGAAGAUACUAGAAUGCAAGAGAACUUGUGGGCAGAUUGUUUUACCAGGUUUUUUUUUUUAUCAUGUAGACCCAUCUGAUGUAGAUGAACAGAGAGGGAGUUUUGGAAAUGCAUUUGCUAAACUUGAAAGAAAUUUUAAAUGGAAGAUGGACAAGGUUUCAAGCUGGAGAGCUGACUUGACAAAUGCGGCCAUUAUUUCUGGAUGGGAUUCACAAGUCACUAGGCCUGAGUCCAAACUUGUAAGUGAAAUUGCUGAAGCUGUUUUCAACAGUAUUUCAAGUCAAUAUGAAAGCUGCUGUUUUAUUACCAAUGUAAGAGAGAAAUCGGAAGAAUGUGGUGGGUUGAUUCGCUUGCGAGAGGAAUUCCUUUCCAGAGUAUUAGAGCAGGAAAAUCUCCGUAUUGACACUCCACGCUCCACGCAUGGGAUCCACUUUAAUCAAGGAAAGGAUCCGGCACAAAAAAGUCUUAACUGUUCUAGAUGAUGUGAAUGAUGUAGAACAAGUGGAAUGUUUAAUUGAAAGGCAUGAUAUGUGUUAAGGAAAUCAAGCACUGAUUAGGCAACAAACCAAAUCAGCACUGAAUAGGUAGCAAACUUGUAAUUGAAUCGUUAAUUAUUUGUUUCCUUGUUUGUAAAUAAUUAGGCUUGAUUAUAGGCAAUAGUGCAGGAUCCUGAUGCAGAACUAUCAGUAUAUAUUGUAAUCUUUUCGUUGAUUGAAAUAAUAAAAAGAAUAUUAUUUCUCUUCA